AUGGCGGCGGCGAAGCUCAAUGAAGAACAGUACAAGGCCUACCAUGAGAUCCUAGGCGCAGUUGAGCACAACCGUCCGUUGUGCGCCUACAUUGAUGGCAGAGCGGGACGAGGGAAAACGUUUCUCGUUAAUACGAUCUGUAAUAAAUUGCGAUCUGAAGGACACAUCGUCCUCCCUACCGCUACUUCUGCUUUCGCUGCUCAACUAUACCCAGGUGGGAGAACAACGCAUUCUACAUUCAAGGUAUGUUACACGUCAGCCUCCGCAUACCCUUGGCAUUUACGAAGUCAUCGCUGCGCAGGUCCCCAUUGCUGA
Laetiporus sulphureus 93-53 is the source of this 315-nucleotide messenger RNA. RefSeq lists its product as uncharacterized. Gene Ontology annotation, biological process: telomere maintenance; DNA repair. The transcript has a single exon. The record is from RefSeq and is a predicted model, not a curated record. Lineage: Eukaryota; Fungi; Basidiomycota; Agaricomycetes; Polyporales; Laetiporaceae. The coding region runs from base 1 to 315 and encodes 104 amino acids. Gene Ontology annotation, molecular function: DNA helicase activity.